AUGGGUAGUUCAAGCUCUGCAGAAACAUGUAUACUUGUUUUUACCCUUCUAUUCUCAUCAGUUUCAUGGGCUGCUUCAAGUUCAGUCCAUCAAAACUUUCUGCAAUGUCUUACCCUUAAUUCAAACUCCUCAACCCCUAUCACAAAAGUCCUAUACACCCCAAAAAACUCAUCAUAUGAAACUGUAUUGGAUUUCUCCAUUCAGAACCUCAGAUUCACAUCCUCUUGCACCCCAAAACCACAGAUUAUAGUUACACCAUUGCAUGUGUCCCACAUCCAAGCAGCUGUUAUUUGCUCCAAGAAAUAUGGCUUGCAGAUCAGAGCCCGGAGUGGUGGCCAUGACUACGAGGGUCUCUCAUACGUCUCUGAAGUCCCUUUCAUCAUCGUUGAUUUGCUGACACUUCGAUCCAUCAAUGUUGAUGUUGAAGAUGGCAGUGCUUGGGUAGAGGCUGGUGCAACUCUGGGUGAAGUUUAUUACAGCAUUGCCAAUAAAACUGCGACUCAUGGCUUCCCUGCAGGCAUCUGCCCCACUGUAGGAGUCGGUGGGCACUUAAGUGGAGGGGGUUACGGGACAUUGUUGAGAAAGUAUGGCCUAGCAGCUGACAAUAUAAUCGAUGCUUACAUUGUUGAUAGCAAUGGUACACUUCUCAACAGAGAAUCCAUGGGAGAAGACUUGUUUUGGGCUAUUAGAGGUGGUGGAGGAGCAAGCUUUGGAAUCAUCGUCUCAUGGAAAAUCAAACUUGUGCCUGUCCCAUCCACUGUGACCGUCUUCAGAGUUACCCGCACCUUAGAACAAGAUGCAGAGAAGAUACUACUUAAAUGGCAGCAAGUGGCUCAUAAGCUCCAUGAAGACCUCUUCAUCAGAGUCUACUUACAGGCUGUGAAUGGCAGCCAAGAAGGGGAGAGGACGAUAAGCUCUACAUACGAAUCUCUAUUUCUUGGUAACACCAGUGGACUGCUCUCGCUAAUGAACGAGAGCUUCCCUGAGCUGGGGUUAGCGGCCGAGGACUGCAAUGAAACAAGUUGGAUAGAGUCGGUGCUUUACUUUACAGGCUUCUCUGGACAACCUCUUGAUGUUUUGCUCAACAGGAGUCAAACAUCCAAGAACUAUUUCAAGAAUAAAUCAGACUUUUUGAAGGAACCCAUUCCCGAAACUGGGCUGCAAGGGAUAUGGAAGUUGUUCUACCAAGUAAAAAAUGCAACGGCAUUGAUGAUCAUAAGCCCAUAUGGUGGAAGGAUGAAUGAGAUUCCAGAAACUGAAACCCCUUUCCCACACAGGAAGGGAAGCUUAUAUUCAAUCCAGUACGUAGUCGCCUGGCUAGAGGAAGGAGAAGAGGUGUCAAAAAGGCAUAUAUAUUGGACAAGAAAGCUCUACAAGUUCAUGGCUCCAUAUGUUUCCAAGUCUCCAAGAGCUGCAUAUCUCAACUAUAGGGACCUUGAUUUGGGAAGGAAUAAGAACGGCAACACAAGCUAUGCACAAGCCAGCAUUUGGGGCCUCAAGUACUACAAGAUCAACUUCAAUAGAUUGGUCCAAAUCAAAACCAAGGUAGAUCCAAGUAACUUCUUCAGGAAUGAACAAAGCAUCCCUCCUCUUUCAUCAUGGUGGAAGAAUUGAAAUUAAGAGACUAGAGGCACCUUGGCCAGUGGCCCAAACUAAUUCCUUUAUAAAGUUUUAUCUCAUUGGCAAAACAGGCGGUAAUAAGCAGCUUGAUGCAUACUAAAUAAACAUAUGUGCUAACUGUAAUAAUGCAUUGUAUUGAUUUGUAAGAAAUUAUAAAUAAAUAAAAAAUAUCAAGCAAUGUGUUUAUUCUUUUCAA
This is a messenger RNA of Vitis riparia (riverbank grape), 1816 nucleotides long. RefSeq names its product berberine bridge enzyme-like 24. The coding region runs from base 1 to 1614 and encodes 537 amino acids. The record is from RefSeq and is a predicted model, not a curated record. Lineage: Eukaryota; Viridiplantae; Streptophyta; Magnoliopsida; Vitales; Vitaceae. The transcript has a single exon. Gene Ontology annotation, molecular function: oxidoreductase activity; FAD binding.